GACGAACACGUCGUUGCGAACCACUUUCACCUUGGCUUCCACGUUGAAUAAGGACAAUCUCUCGAUCUUUCAGUUCUCCGCCGGCUUGAUUGAAUCAUCACACAAGCAUUCUAUUCGAUCUCGUUGAAUCAGCAAGGCACCCCCAACAUGUCUCACGAAACGACACCGACCGCCAUCUUGUGGGACUGGGAUCAGUCAGAUCUCACAGACGUUGUCAACGACAUGCGACGACUGUUGACCAACCCGUCACAUCUUACCGCUAUCAGAGACGUCACACUGCGCGGUGUGAGGGCUGCGAGGGAUCCAAAAACUGCAUUACUAGCAAGAAGCCUCACCAUUAGCGAGAAAGCCACCCUCAAGUCGUGGAUGACUGAUUUCAACCUGUCGCCCGAAAUACCCACUGCGCUCUUACAAGAAUCCGAGGUCUCGCUCGCACAUGCCACCGCCAUCCUAUUAUCGCGACUCCCAGCCCUCAAGACUAUCGACUUGCAGGCCUAUGACCGAAAUGACCACGACGAAUGGACACAAUCUCGCCCACUUGGUGAUGAGUUUUUGACUCUUCUGAGCCAACUAGUCUCUUCAAACAUUGCAACUAGCUCUUUUUUCAACAACGUGGAAACGAUCAAGGUUCUAGUUCCGACACCCGACGGAGAUUCAGCAAAUGAGUUCAACCACUAUGUCUACGUUGAAAAUAUUUUGCCAUUCUUUCACCUCCCGCAAAUCCAGAACCUGGAGCUUCAUCGAGUGGAGGACGGAGGGAAAUCAAUUUCCUGGCCAGCUCCCCAUCCGAGCCCAUCAGCAACGACGCUGGAAGAAAUGGUGCUAAGCAAAUGCCAAUUCUCCGAGGAGAAUGUUGACCAACUGCUGCGAGCUUCACCAAAUCUCAAGACUUUCCGUUGCGGAUACGUCAUCGACGCCGAGUACGCAACCACCUGGCUGGACCUAGAGGCACUGAGAAGCUCGCUCGACACACUGAAAGCCUCACUCGAAGAGCUCUCCUUUACGCUGACGCUAUGGACAUCAACGGCCAUCGACUGCGGCGAGGUCGGGCCUUGGGGGAUCCGCGGCUCAUUCGGAUCACUCAAGGACUUCUCGCGACUCACUCGCCUCUCCAUCUCUCUGCCGGUACUCCUCGGCUGGGAAACAAAGGGCUCGUCUAAGCUCGCGGACGUGCUCCCCGAGGGGCUCCAGGCAUUGACCAUCACCAACGAAAUGUUCUUCUGGUGGCACUACCGGUGGGACGACCUCGACUGGGAAGAGGACGACCCUGUGGUUCCCAUGUGGCAGUCGCUGGAAGCCAAUAUUGUCGAGUAUCUUGAGAGCCGCCCUCGACACUUGAGGAAGCUAAGGUUGGAGAUUUCAAUGGUUGGUGAGGAGCAGCGAGCUGAGGAGUUGAAGGCCAACUUGAUCGCUCAAGGAUCAGAUGCAGGAGUACAUGUCACUGUAGAGUUGAAGCCAUAGAUAGAUAAGGUAGGCAAAAGCCUGUCAUUGUCAAAAUUUGAAUUCGAUACCCAGC
Colletotrichum phormii is the source of this 1516-nucleotide messenger RNA. RefSeq lists its product as uncharacterized. Bases 148 to 1461 code for a protein of 437 amino acids. The record is from RefSeq and is a predicted model, not a curated record. Lineage: Eukaryota; Fungi; Ascomycota; Sordariomycetes; Glomerellales; Glomerellaceae. The transcript has a single exon.